GCUGAAUGCCGAAUUGUAUGAAGACGAAACAAAAUGAAUGGUCGUCACGCCCACUCUGCACUCGGCACAACUUGACAACAAUAAUUAAUGGAAUACUGCACAAUUGUACGCCACAAAACGAUGACGGAUAACAGUAUCACUGAUUCACAAUGAGAUCGUUAGUUUAUUAAUUUCAUUUGUAACCAGGUCCAGUGACCAGUUUCCAUCGGGUUUCUACACCUCAACGUUCACUCACGAAUACAAUUAUCGGGAACUCGAACGAUCUACAGUCUUCAUUCUUAGAACUUGGACAUCUUUAACUUUAACAGUGUUGUUGAAGUUUAGUCUGGUCAGGAAAACGUUUGGAGAGGUGUCGAGUAUCAUAAUUUCAGCAGUUGGCUAGCUCUCUAGAUCUAUCUAGAACUAGAUAUCUAGUAGUGAAUAACAUGUCAGCAGAGACAGAGUUGAUCGAACAUACAGGCGGGUGUCAUUGUGGUGCAGUUCGGUUCCGAAUCAAAGCGCCAGCUGAGGUGACUGUAUACGACUGCAAUUGCAGUGUUUGCACAAAGAAACAAAAUUUUCAUUUCAUGGUUCACAAGUCAAACUUUGAACUACUUCAGGGAGCUGAAAACAUCACAACAUACAGGUUUGGCACCAAAGUUGCACAACAUACAUUCUGCAAGAUAUGUGGUGUCCAGAGUUUCUACACCCCUCGAAGCAACCCGGACUGCCAUGGGGUUGCUCCACACUGUCUUGACCCUGGAACUAUGAAAUCGACGACUGUGGAAAAGUUUGGAGGCGAUGACUGGGAGGCUGCAUUUAAGACAUCAGACAUACAAAAGCACUCAAAAAGUUAAAGUGUUUCAUGUCGGAGGCACAUCGCUGGAAGACUCAUUUGCAACUGAGCUACAAGGCUGUCAAUUGUAACAAAGCAAGGAUGAGGCUGUCCGAAAAGUAGGAGGAAAAAUAGUCAUAACUGAAAAAUUGAUAGCUUUUUGUAUAAUUUGGGAACGGUAUGCUAAAGGUAUGCACUUUUGAAUGGGUCUGUAUAACACAAUAAAAUGUGGACAUCGUCAAUUUGAAACAGAUAUAUACAUUGUUGUAUUGUACUGUAAAUGUAGAUCUAGAUCUAAGACUGCUGAAGAAAAACAGGUUUGAAAAGAACUUUUAUAUGUUUUGUUUUGAAGUAUAGCUAUUAAUGAUAAAUCUAUAAUAAAUAAAGAUGAUGGUGCUUGCCAUGAACAAAUUGGUGUGAUUAACAUGAUUUAUAAAUAAAAACCCUUGGCUCUUAAGUCUAUCUGCUUCUUAUCCAUGCAUAGUUCUAAAAGCAAUGAUAUACAGUAUUAUAUGAAUAAGGGAAUAAUUCCAAGCACAGUGUUACUUUUUAAAUCUGUAAGACGAAUCCAUGAAAAACUAUUUUUUUAAAAAUGUUCUCCCUACUUUUCCUACUAAUAGCCUUUCGUAUUUGUCUCAUGGGGUUAUGGGAAGGUAAGCAGGCCUAUAACAUGUAGUGGUGCACCCAGGGAGUUUUCAUGAAGUCCUCUUAACCUUCCCUCUGUGUAGAGUAUUUGAUAACUUUCUUAUUUUUUGCGGGUUUUUUUCAGCAUUUUUCGUAGGCUGUGCCUGCUCCUUUCUUUGCACCUGGCUGGCCGGGUGAACGCUGUGCCCCCCCCCCCCACCACAAUAAAAAGUUUUGUUUAUAAACUCAUUGAAAAGUAAUUCCUGACAUAAAAAUAAUAUCAAAUUCAAAAUUAUUCGAGAGUGACUCUUUUUCUUGCUGGAGUUAGAAGAUCACAAAACAAAGAAGUAUUUUUUACAAAGAUUGCAUCAUGCUGUAUUUUCUUAUCACAAAGUCACUGCCUGUGUAAUUUGCCUUUAUGUGGGUUGGUUUGUUCCUAUGUGAUUUUUAUUUAAAAAACGAUGAUUUCCCAGAAGGCUUACUGGUAUUAAGAAAUUGACAGAAGGACGUGAAUGAAGAUGCAGAGUGUAUUCCGACUUUCUUGUUGCUAAUAAUGCUAAGUUGUAUGAUCUGUCUCCUGGCUGUUUCCCUCAGAAGAAUUUUUCAAUUUUGUUGUCGUUUGUAGAUCUAGAGCUGAUUCCUGUUUUUGUAGGAAAUUGAUUGUGUUUUUUUGUGCUUGGUUUUUGAGAGUAAUAGUUCAGUGUGGGGGUGUAGCUAACAUGAAUGCGGAAAUCUCGAAAUCACAGAUAGCCCAAAUAGUUUGUCAUUCCCUCGUCUGUUUAAUUUUAUGUUAUCGAUUAACCCCAUUUAUGGAUGUGUCAAACUUAUUUGUCACUCUCUGAACCCGACUGUUGAUAAGGUAGGGGAAUGGGGGCUGGUGCUGCUGGUGUCCAACUUUUCCAACACUUUUCAAAUUGAAGUUUAAGAAUGGAAUCCUGGUAGAAUUAAAAGUUUGUUCUUGUCCUGUCUGGACUGGAGCUUUCCAACUCAGCUUGAUGUCAGGUUUCGUUGAGCUCUUUUUUGUUUCGAGUGAAGUUUUAACAAGAACUAUAAUAAUAAUGAUAGCAAUACUUGGUCCAUCAAUGUCUGCUGACGAUGACCAGUAAAUCAGCAGAGAGAUUAUUUCUUAAGGCAAAAUAGAAGAAAUGAAGGUUAAGAUGACUUGUAACUUCUACUAUGGUCAAUAAAAACAAUUUUGGUAUACAGAAAAGUUUACAUUUUGGGCAGUCUAACUAAAGCUCCGCUUCCACCUGAGGAUGCGUAAUCGGCAAGAGCACCAGGUUACUUAUUCACUAUUUCUUUGUACAAAGUAGGUUCCGAUCUGGUUCUCUGUGCCAUAUACACACACACAUAGUCUAUCUUUGUGUACCAUAUAUAUUGGGUUAUUGGGUUUUGGUUGCUAUGUUUAUCACCACCGUGCUGUUAUAUAUACUGUUGUAUGGGUUUAUUGCCUGUGUGUGAGUUGUUACAUGGCACUACUGGUACUUUCCACUUCUUUUCUACCUCCCCCCCCCCCCCCCCCCCGUUUCUGUUAUUAUAUGCUUUUUCUCAGCAAUAAAUGACUUAUAAGUUCUUGUGUUAAUAUGCUCAAUUUUACUCAGAGGAAAUGUCUUUUUAAGUGCCGUUACUGUACAUUUCCAUGAAAGAUGAUUCUUUAUGCUUUCAUCAGUGUGCCCUUUGUUGCAUUGUUUGAUUCUCACAUUAAAAAUUUUGUUUUGCAGAAUGUGUUCAUCCAAUGAUUCUUGGUUUAUAAUAAUAUAACCAGAUGCUCUCUUCUUUGCCAAAAUAAUAUUCCUUGUUGCCGUCCAUAAGGCACCAUAUUUGAAGAAAGGAAUUUAUCAGCACCAGGAAUAUUUGUACAAAAUGAUUAAAUCUGCUCUGCAUAAUAUUUAAUAUAACAGUAUUUUAGUAUUAAGAACAGUAAGCACUGUUGAGUAAAGUAAAGGACAGCUCGCUACCCAAGAAUUACAAAGUUCUAUCUGUUAAGUACCUAGUUUUGAGAAAUAUGACAUUAAAUUAUUUUGAGUUUCAGUGCAGCGUGCCAAGCUUGCUUGAAUGCAAUUUUUUGAAUAUCUCGAUGACGACUCCGAAUAAUCAUGAUUUUGAUAGAGCAGACAGAACAUAGUUUCUGUCCUCAUGGUCUUAGUCUUAGUAAACUCAAAAAGGCGAAAAAUGUCAGAUAGCACUUUGGAAUUCUAGGCUAGCAAGCUGGCUGGCUUUUCUACUCAUCAGCAGUCAGUAAGUCAGUAAGCUUUAUAGUUAUAGCGUAUUAGGAGGUCAAGAGGGAUAUAUUUUCAUGGCAGAGUGUUUUGUUAUUUCAGAUCUUAAUUCGAGUCCGACUUUAAUGUGAUAAGUGUUCAGGGACUUAAAAAAAUGUGCAGACCAAUACUAGUAUAUUUUUAAAUGUCAAUUUUAUUCUUUUUAUAUCAAUUUUAUUUCAGUGUGUCAUAAUAAAAUAAUUCAUGUUACAACCAACUAUUUACAUGAUAAAACAAUAAAGAUAUAUAUAAUUAACAUUCA
Molecule: messenger RNA, 3958 nt
Organism: Aplysia californica (California sea hare)
Lineage: Eukaryota; Metazoa; Mollusca; Gastropoda; Aplysiida; Aplysiidae
Product: centromere protein V
Exons: 4
Coding region: 426-836 (136 amino acids)
Molecular function (GO): carbon-sulfur lyase activity
Source: RefSeq, a predicted model, not a curated record